CUGCUCCUGGCUGUCCUGCAGCUAGGCUAGUCCGUGAGAACCAUCCCAGAGAAGAGGUUGCUUGGAUGACUGGCUGUGGUUCCCGGGACACCAAGCUUCCAACACCGGAGUGAUGCAGAGGUGGUGAGGACCUGUCUGGAAUCCCCACCUUGCCUGGAGACAGAGCAGGCUGGCUACAAAGUUGGCUAUGUGGCCAGCAGUCUUGUGGACAGCUGGAGCCUGGAGAGACCGUGGAUGCUGAAGUGGGCAUGGAGGUGUCUGUUGACCAGGAGUUCUCUGCAGACCUCAAUGACAACACUUCCACAGUCUACAAGAACUUCAUCAGUUCCUUCCGGGACCAGGUGAAGGAGGUUUACAAAAAUGUGCAGGAGUUCAAGGAUGUGAAGAUCCUGUCCCUGAGGAAUGGCAGCAUCGUGGUGGACUAUCUGGUCCUGGUGGAGCUGCCUUUCAGCUCCCAGCUGGAGAGUGAGUAUGAGAAGGUGAAGACAGUCCUAAAGGAUGAGUUCCAGAGUGUUAACCAGGAUGGGGGAAGCUGCCAGAACGACCAGACCCUGUGUUUUAAGCCUGGCUCCAUCAAGGUGAACAACAACACUAGCACGGAGCUGACCCCGACAGCCAUCUGUCGCCGAGUCGCUGCCAAAGGCUAUGAGGAUUUCUACUUCCCCCUGGACGAGGGGAACAGGCUCCGUUGCGUCACUAAAUGCACGUCGGGCGUGGAGGGCGCCAUCGACUGUCACCAGCGCCAGGGCCAGUGCAUUCUGGAGAAGAGCGGUCCCGCCUGCCGCUGCUUCUCCACGGACACGCACUGGUUCUCGGGCCCGCGCUGUGAGGUGGCCGUCCGCUGGAAGGCUCUGGUCGGCGGCCUGGCUGGGGCCGCGGCGCUGGGGCUGCUGCUGGCGGGGCUGAGCGUCUUCUUCGCGCGCUCGCGGAGGAGCAGCCGAGGCGGAGGCCGGUCCUGGGACGACGACAGGAAAUGGUUUGAGGUCUGGGAUGAGGACCCCGUGGGGACUUUUUCAAACGUGGGCUUCGAGGACUAUUCAGCAGUCAAGGAUGAAAACUUCCAGGUGGCCUUGGGGGACAUAGACACCAAUAUGAAGGUGCAUAUCCAGAGACCUGAGGUGGUCUUGACCUCGCUGUGAGCCCUUCACCUGCCCCGCCAGCAGGAUGGAACCCUCCACGCGGUGACAAUUCCGAGAGACAGCCUGAAGACUGGAGUGCCUCCAUUUACUAGUUUUCUUGGGCAAAAUCAGACCAUCCCCUGACCCCCAUCCUUCUCCCAACUUGUGUGAAACCUAACUGGAGAUCCAGUUCAAAUCGAAGGUUUUCUAUGGUGGGACCUUGGGGGAGUCAGUAACUUCUCUGAACCUGUAAAAUGAGUAUAGCAUCCUCCUCCAGUGGUUGUCAAACCCAUGUGCUCUGUCAGAUCUCUCUCCCUUCACGCCUUCCCUGUGCUUACCUGCUCUCUCUCAUCCCCACUCCCCAAACCCCCUCUGGUCUCUGGCCUCAGCCUCUGCUCUCCUUGAGCACCCCUACUGCCCGCUCCCCACCCACAUCUGUGGCUAGGCUGCAGUCCCUCCUACCUCUGCCAGCCUCUAUGGAAACCCUGCUGCUCAGCUGGCUCCCAGUCCUUAAAUCCACCGAACCCAUUCCUCCCCAACACCCCAGGGCCCCACCCUGCACCUCCCCCGGUUUCCUAUUGUCCCCUUCCUCAGCAACCCUCAACCCUAAACCCUUAGCCCCCCCCCACUCCAGUGCCCCCAUCCCAAAUCUUCCCUCCUCCCCCAGCUCCCCAGCCCCUAGUUAGGUGCAGAUGCCCCAUGCCUCUUGGAACUCCCAACCGCUGCUCCCCAUGCCCUGGCCCCCCAUUCUGAGGCUCCAUCCCUUCCUGUUGUCCCAAGGGCCCUGGACCCCUUGGAUGGGGGUGGGACAUGGGUGGGGGUGGGACGUGGGUUUCCUCCAGUCCCCAUGGAUGAGGAGAAGUGGGGCCCUGAGGUGAGGAAGCUCCCUGGGUCCCUCGUCCUCGCCCUCCCCUUCCCUUACUGCCUCCCCCCUCCCGCACUUCCCCGCUCCUCCUUCCCCUUCCUCUCCCUGGCCCUGCGUGCAUCCCUGCGGGAACCUCUGAGGCCAGAAGCUCCCAGCUCCCUUUUGCAGGAAGCUCUCAUCUGGGAACAGGAAGCCUGUGUGUCUCCAAUUCUCUCAUGUGAACACAAUGUAACAUUUAUUAUAAAAGAA
Manis pentadactyla (Chinese pangolin) is the source of this 2232-nucleotide messenger RNA. RefSeq names its product mucin-3B. The record is from RefSeq and is a predicted model, not a curated record. The transcript is spliced from 10 exons. Gene Ontology annotation, biological process: nervous system development. Lineage: Eukaryota; Metazoa; Chordata; Mammalia; Pholidota; Manidae. Bases 249 to 1139 code for a protein of 296 amino acids.